Messenger RNA from Phytophthora nicotianae INRA-310, 1268 nucleotides. RefSeq lists its product as hypothetical. NCBI's taxonomy places the organism in Eukaryota, Oomycota, Peronosporomycetes, Peronosporales, Peronosporaceae. The transcript has a single exon. The record is from RefSeq and is a predicted model, not a curated record. The coding region runs from base 258 to 1190 and encodes 310 amino acids.
AGAACCACAUCGGUUGAUACUUGAGAGACGAGAACAACGAGGAAAGAGGCAUCAGUAGCACUCUCGGUCUUGAUAAGAUUAAAGCGCUGGUUAAAUCUCUGACGAAGAAGAUCAAAUCUCUGUUUGUGAAACCAAAACCCGGCCAACAAAACUUCCCCGACGAAACAUUCCCACAUACAUUCAGUGCAGCGCAGAGCCUCGGCGGGAGAGUUAGCACGUUACAGGCUCGGCAGAUCCAGAGAUGGCAGGACAAAGGAAUGACUCCAGGCGAGGUUUAUAAGCAGCUUCAGCUUGACAGGUUUAAUGAGCCUCAUUUCGACAAGAUUGAAAACACGGUUUUUGGCUACCUCGGAUUUAACACUUGGGUGAAGUACGUGGACGACUUUAAUGAAAAGAACCCUACGAAGAAGGAAUCGAUGAUCCCGUCCUUAUUGACCCUUUACAGUGACGAAGGUCUGUCAAGAGUCCUCGAGAUGGCGAAGAAGGCCUCCACCACCGAGGCGCUAGCCAGGAAACUUAGGAUGGAGCAAAUUCAGAGGUGGAUCAACGACGGUAAAACCCCGGGUUAUGUCUUUAAGAUGUUCAUGGUCGACUCCAAAGUGGAUGAACUACUGACGAACCCGCAGUUUAUCGCUUGGACCAAAUACGUGGAUGAAUUUAAUGCCAAGAACCCAGCAAACAAAGCGUCCAUGAUCCCUCCAAUUGUAACUCACUACGGCGAUGAUGCUGUUUUUGGUAUGCUUGAAGCUGCGAAGAAGGUCCAAUCAACAGAGAAACUCGCCUCCAAAUUGCAAGCUGAACAGAUUCAGAAGUUGCUGAGCAGCAAUCACUCUCCCACGUAUGUCUUCAAGGCGCUUAAUCUUGAUAAGACAGGAGAUGAAUUUUUCAGCACUCCGCUGUUCACAACUUGGUUCAACUACCUCAAGACCUUCAACGACAAGAACCCCGACAAGAAAGAGAGCUUGCUGACUUCAAUCCACAGAUAUUACCAAGAUCACGAUGUGGCCAGAAUAGUCGAGAAAGCAAUGACGAACCCGAGUACUGUAAAAUUGGCGAACCAGUUGCAGGACGAACGGUACAGUCGUUGGUUGCUCAACGAAAGCUCUCCCAAAAGCGCUUUCUACGUGUUCAUAUUGACCAGGGUUGCUCAAAAUAUUACUGUUACCUAUUUCUCCGGCGACAAUAAAUAGCGGCGAGGGACUGCUAGGAACUGCAAAUAAGUAUGGUGAACGACAACACCAGAAAAUAAAUAACUAGUAGGAACAACG